GAGCCCGUUGGACUGCUGCACUUUGGAUAAUGAAGGAAGUGACGAAUCCACAAGGACUAGGAGAGAGAGAAAAAAACUCCAGAGGAGAAAAACAGAAACUAAGAAUGAAGUCAGCGUGAAGCGCAGUGUACUGAAUGAACGCGAGCGUCAGUGGCACGAGUCGACAAGAGCUCAAGAAUCAAAGUUCCCUCAGUGAGAGGCGCGAGACGAGUGCUAACACCAGAUUGAUCCGUGUGUGACGCGGCUCACUGAAAUAUGUAUGUGCCAAACGUGAAAAGUCUCUAGACCUGUUUCUGAAGGACUUUAUGAAUUCAUUUGUAUAUCCAGCUUCCAAGAAAUACGUAUGAAGAUAUGUGAAAGUGGAGCGGCUGUGAUGUUUUGAGGAGAUAGCGGAGUCUGUCUGAAGACUUGUGGAAUGAGUCGAACCGCAUCAGCGACUGUAAUUCCUGUGGAUUCUCCUUCUGAGCCCGGAGUUUGACUUUUAGGAUUAUCUGGCAUGUGUGCGAGGUGGAUUUCACCGGGUUCAGUUCUGUUUACUGUGUUGGUUUUGCUGCUCAAUGUGACAGUAACUCUCGGGUCUGCUUCUGAGCUGAAGGUGAAGGUUCGUUUGGCCGAUGGACAGAUCACAGAUGAACUUCUGGAGGCGGACAGUGAAAAAGACUCCAUCACUGUGGAGUUUAAACAAGGAGAUGGCACUCUUAUAACUUUUGUGGCCGAUUUCAAACAGGAUGUGAAGAUCUUCCGGGCGCUGAUCCUGGGGGAACUGGAGAGAGGGCAGAGCCAAUACCAGGCGCUCUGCUUCAUCACACGGCUCAACCACAAUGAGAUCAUCCCCAGCGAGUCCAUGGCCAGACUGAGACAGAAAAAUCCCCAGGCCAUCCGCACAGCGGAAGAGAAGAGAAGCACGGAGAUGCUGAGCAUGAACGUAGCGGUCAAUUUAACACGGACGUGGCAACUGAGUGCCCACAUCCACAACAUGUGCAGCGUGGCCCGGGAGGCCGUGUACACGCGCGAGGUUGAUGUCAGACACUGGCUGGACAGAGGCGCCGAGGGUUCCAUGUUCGAGCCUCAAGCAGUGGAGGUGCCAGGUCUGCAGAGCUGCGGGACAGUGAAGGACCUGUGGCAGCCUUGCUCCUGUAGCUACAACCUCAGACUGGAAUGGUACCCCUGCCUGCUAAAGUACUGUCGCAACAGGGACGUCUCCGGCAGGGGCAGCCCAUAUAAAUGUGGCAUCAAAAGCUGCAGCAAAGGCUACAAAUUUACUUACUACGUACCGCACAAACAGCUGUGCCUGUGGGAGGAAGAGACCUAGAAACACAUGCUUCUACAAAAACAUCUUUAAUGUGACCUUCACCUCCGAGCCUUCAGACUCGUGCCUACUGCACAGAGCAGUUUGACGAAGAAGUUAUGCUGGAUGGGUGUGGAUGGAGUGUGAUUUGAGCAGCCCUAGUGCUCUAAUUUUGUUUUUCCAGAACUUUGAGCUGUCGACUGUGCAUUUAAGCUGGUCAGUGGUUUUAAAGCUCUUCCAGCUCUUACCAGCACUGUGGAAUGAGUCUUUUUUGAGUAUUGACAUGCAGACCCAAGUGAGCAACCUGUGAAUUAGUCAGUGUUUAACAGGAUGUAAUCUUAAAAUUAGCUGGAUCUCGUCAGGUUGCCAAUUAUUUUUCUGAAGCUGGUAUUAUUUAUUUCGCAGUGGGAAAUGACAGAAGACACUUAAGCACAGCGCACAUGUUCAGAGAUUGUUUCUCUUUUUAACGUUUUUUUUUUUAGAUUUAAAGCACUGUAUUAAGUUAAUGGUGGACGCAGACAUGCUUUGAUUAAUUUUGGUACAGACAAAAAACGCUAUUGAGUCAUUCUCCAAUUGAUUCAAAUAGAUUCAAUCAUGUGAAUUUUCUCACCUCAAGUCUUAAUGCUGGCAACCAUUUGGGAGUGUGUGUUUUCAUCCUCAUAAGGAUGGACUUCUAAGCAUUGCACAACAACAGUACCAUUUAAGGUCCAGUUGGAUCAAUAUUAACUUAUAGUUUGAAGUAUGGAUGCAAGUUGGGAGCAGUCAACACUGCAAAGUAACAUGGAAAACCAAAGUGUAUGUUCUGAUAAAACAGAGGGAGAGAAAAAACUGAUGAAAAUCCUGCUUAGAUCGUUGUUACUGUGCAUCAACACUGCCAUCUUCUGGUUAUCCGACAUUACUGUCACUCAGGCUCCUCCUAUCAGUAUGACCUCAGUACAUCAGCAGAGCUGUGAAACCAUCACAAAUAUGGUUUUGUGUGGUAUCAAAUAUCCUAGAAGAUUCCUCCACUUCAGAAGGGACUUCAACAUUCAAUAGGACCAAAUCCACUGACUAAGCUCUAAUCAUGAAGAAGAGAAACUGUUUUUGUUUCACUACAUUCACCUCCAACUCACGACUCGCCUCUCUUACUAAGCGAAUGUUCACAUUUAACAUGCACAUUUGACUCUGUUGUAGUUCAUGGUACUAAAAUUUUUAUACUGAUUUAUUUAAUUUUUUUUUUUUUAAGUGUUAGUGUUAUGUUAAAAGUGUUUUUUGAGAUUACACCUACCCAACCGACAGCUGUUGUCUGGGAUACAAGUGCCUUGUUGAUUCAGUGUUUACUGAUUCUUUUUUGAUGCUAAAGCUGUUAUGAAUAAAGUAUCAAAACUAUUUUCCUAUAAAAUGAAUAUGGACAUAAAUAUGAAGUAAUUUUAAAUAAAAGCUCCUUCAGCAAAGUGUCAUAACCUG
Molecule: messenger RNA, 2734 nt
Organism: Pimephales promelas (fathead minnow)
Lineage: Eukaryota; Metazoa; Chordata; Actinopteri; Cypriniformes; Leuciscidae
Gene: oafa
Product: OAF homolog a (Drosophila)
Source: RefSeq, a predicted model, not a curated record